This is a messenger RNA of Diaporthe batatas, 1410 nucleotides long. RefSeq lists its product as uncharacterized. NCBI's taxonomy places the organism in Eukaryota, Fungi, Ascomycota, Sordariomycetes, Diaporthales, Diaporthaceae. The record is from RefSeq and is a predicted model, not a curated record. The transcript has a single exon. Bases 320 to 772 code for a protein of 150 amino acids.
CUGCGAGCUGACGAGUUCGGCUGGUACUCCGAACUCCGAUGCGUGCAUCUCUUGGGGGCCGCUAAUAACAUCACCAGCGGGCUUUCGACCCAGCCUGCGCCGUAGGACCUAGGACUGGAUGGGGGCUGUGGACUCGGCGUGCAAGUGUGUGCCAAGUUUCACUACGUCUUCUAAUUCUGACUCAACCUUGUAUUGGGGAGCCAGGGGUGUGCGGCGCCGAGCACAGGAUUACGUCCUCUUCACGUUCCAACAUGUCUAACUACUUACUUAGUAUGUUGAUGGGUGCCACACACACUCUGUCAGGAAUAAUCCCAUUCCCAUGUCUGGUGAGACAUACAGAUUUAUAAAUAUGGACAGUCCCACCCUCCAAGCCUACCAUUUGUCUCUUGCUUGCCACCACUCAGUAUUACUUGAAGAAUCAAACACCACCAAGACUCACUCCAAGUCCAGCUUCUGCGCAUAUAUUAUAUCCGCGUUCCGGCUGAUCACAAGGUCCUUCACAAUUCUCACCUCACACACCACCACGGCCCUCAACCAACCUAUCCAAUCCAAAAUGCCUUCUCAGACGAGAGACUACGCUUCGUCGACCUACUCGGUCUCGACCACGUGCUCCUACGAAAAGCCGUCCCAAAAGUCCGCAAAGACAAAACGCUCUUUGAAGCAGAGGAUGAAGGACGCCGUCAAGGAUAUCGGCACAUCGCCAUUCGAACACGACGAGAGGGAAAAGCAGAGCUUCGCCUGGGCCGCGUCAAUGCCGCCUUCAAGGCUCUAAAUCAAGAAGGCCCUUGCCGAAUGGCGGUGACAUGCACCGCUUCUUUCGGCCGUCAAAUUCGAAAUACACCUUAGCAUGGCGUUUCUUGGACUGGAAUUUUCUUGAUUCCGCUGGCUCCAUGAAUGGAUUUCCAGCUUUUUCUUUAUUCAGCAGGACGUCGGCGCUGCUGGCGUCUUGUGUUGUCUAUGGGAGUUCUUGAUGGUACAUCCUCAGUUGUAGGGGACUAGGUCCCCGGGGGGGGGGCGGUUUAACAAAAGGGCCUGGAAGAUUUGGGAUUCUCCGUGGAAAGACGAAUUUUGUCGAGAACAAGAUUGAAGGUCGAUAUCUGGGUUGCUAUCGAAUGAUCUUAGAGAGAGGAUCGCGCACCCGCGCACUCAGAACAGUUGAAGUUUUGAUGCUUAAUUACAAUCGAAAAUUGGACAUUGAUGCUUCAGUUUCAGGGUUUCUUUUUUGGUAUGCAUAUGAGUAUCAAAAGACAUGAAUGAUUUAUUGGCACCUUGGGCUGGGCUGCCUGGCAGCAUGUACAUGAUCGAUCGAUGCUCGCUCCGAGUACCAACAUAUUCCUCCUGGUCGAGCCCGAGCUGCCUUUGUGCGAGUGACUACAAUACCUGACAAUGAGAUACGAGUUUAUGCUACAA